AAGAAUUGCUGAUUUACCUACGGCACGGGCAACUUUGUUGAUUUCGCUGUCGCGCGUUGCUUCGUAGCUUCCUUCUUCUUCCCACCAUGGCUUCCCUCGCUGUGUCUGCUUUCGUUGCUGCCUCCGCCUCAUCGCUGGUCGGAACCCGCGUCACCAGCCGCAAUGUCUCCACUUCCAGCGUCAAGAUGACCGCCGUCAGAUGUCAGGCCAAGAAUGACGCGGAGAUCAUGCAAAGAAGAGUUGUGAUGGCAGCUGCCGCCGCUUCUCUUGUGGCCACCAUGUCCGGAGUCGCCCUUGCUCAGCCAGUCGCUCAGACCGACAAGAGCGCAGGAGAGCCCAAGAACGGAUCUCCCGAGGCUAAGAAGUUGUACAAGCGCGUCUGCGUGACCAUGCCCACUGCCUCGGUCUGCCACAAUUAAGAUCUCAAAUUAAUGACCACGCUUUUUUCCAGCGGAAUGUAAAGAAGCUCUGUUGAGCAAUUGUACAUGAUAGUUCUUCUCAAUCUGACGAAAUAACUACGACGACUCGAACAUUUUGAGUGCAAUCCUGCCACGCCUAGACGAGUUUUAUCUUAUUGUCUGCUGUCGUCCGAGGAGGUACAAUAGAUAUAGCCUCGAUCAAUUGCACAAUGUCUUGCAUCCACGGUGUGAUAUGAAGUUCGUAGCUCUGGCCAUGCCCAAUCCAUUGCGAAA
Marchantia polymorpha subsp. ruderalis is the source of this 692-nucleotide messenger RNA. NCBI's taxonomy places the organism in Eukaryota, Viridiplantae, Streptophyta, Marchantiopsida, Marchantiales, Marchantiaceae. The record is from the annotation of a GenBank genome assembly.